AUGGUUGUGAAUCCUUUUAGCAAGUUGUUCCCUAAACCUAAAGACAGCAAAUAUGCCAUACCGGAAAGUUCCGAACUUCAAAGCAACUCGCCUAAGAAGGAAAUCCCCUUAAUUUCUUUAUCGGCAUCGAAAAAUGCAGCUUCCGAGCCAAAAAAAGACACCCCCGCUGCUUCUUCAAAAAAAGAGCCAGAUCCAAAACAUGCCGCCAAAAAACACGCAAAAGCACCCAUCAUUCUAAGCCCCGCUUCAAUAUAUAUUCCCAUAUGCUAUCUUGUUGGAUGUAUUAUGAUUUCCGUAAAUUUUCUCGUGCUUAGCGCAUGGAAUUUCUUCUAUUUUUCCCUGAAAAACGAUUGGAACGAAAUUACAUAUGCAAUCACAGGAUACGUUACUGGGUAUCCCUUGCCGUAUGCUUCGCUGAUUUGGUGUGCAAUUUGGAUUUUUUGGGCAUAUACGGGUCUGCUUUUCUACUUUCACCCGAUUCGCAAGUUUUGGAUUUCCUCUUGGAGGCCCAGAAAUGAAAAUGCUACGGGUAUCCAUGCAGCCAAAAUUAGGAUGUCAAUUGGAUAUUUUCAUUUUAUCGUCAACAUUGUGAUUUUGAUUGCCACCCUUGGCGCUGCUCCAAUUUUGGUUUGGCGGUUUGCACCGCAGCUAUUUAUGGCGCCUGUGCGACUGUUGGAAUCUUUUCUUCCGCCAACCUUUCUCGUUGUUCAGUCGUUAUAUGCCGUUGCUGGUCUUCCGCUUUUGCUAGCGUGGUCAUCAGCCCUGUCUCAUGCAUGUAAAUAUAAUCCCAACGAAAGGUCGCCUCCUUGCUCUAUGUCGAUCAGGGGAGUCAGAGUAUUAAGUCUAUUGACAGUCGGGACGUUCGUCAUAUGGGGCGGUGCCGUGUUUUUUUCAUCCCUCCCGCUGUGGUUCGAUUCUGCCCAUUUUCUCAGCGGGGAUGAACUUCCCCCGAAGCCAAAGCUAUUUGCUCAUCGUGGAUUGACAGAGGGAGGCAUUCCGGAGAACAGCAUUUCUGCAUUCAAGGCUGCACUGGAGCAUUCAGAGGUUUUUGGCAUAGAGACCGACGUGACAAUAUCGAAUGAUGGAAUUCCGUUUUGUUUUCACGAUGAUUUGCUAUUAAGAACUACAAAUAUCAGAUCUGUAUUCUCAGAUCGAAGCUCAAAUGCAGCCGAAAGCUUUUCCAUGCAAGAUUUGGAACAAUUAACUCUUUUGGGUGCAACGGAGGGCGAAAAAAUCCCCACAUUCAAGGCUGUUCUUGAGCUUCUCGUCCAAUAUCCCAGUAAGAGGAUAAUUUUUGAUCUUCGCUCACCAAAAGCUCAGGACCAUCCCUUUAAGGGCAAGCACAAUGAUCUCGUUCAAUCUGUAAUCGAGUCCGUUCCCAAUGUUUCGCCCCAGGUGGUGUUGCUCAAUGUGAAGCCUUCGCUAGAGAAUGCGUUUCCAGCGUCCCCUUCAGCCGUUAACUAUGAGGUUGCCGAUCUUAUUUCAAAGGGGGGAUCGGUUGCGAAGAAAAAAGAAGCUUCAAUUAAAAUUGGGGACAAGUCUGCUGCAUUAAUGGGGAACCUCCCGGCGCCCUCAAGCAAAGGGCUGAAUGUGGAGUAUUUUGUCUCUACUCAAGCGAUCCGAAGCGUGCGUGGCCUGCCACCGCCCACCCAAAGCCUCAAGGCAUGGAAAAAGGGAUGGAGUGGGCUGGUGAAGAAGGUAAAGGCUUCGUUAGCAUUGCAUCCAACAAAAUCUGAAAAUGAUGCUGUUAAAGAGCCAAAGCCAUUCUGGAUGUGUAUGUAUGUUCUCAAUGAAAAGUAUCUUUACUCGCAGGCAUGGUGCCUCGGUGUGGAUGCUGUCAUCACAAAUACAGUUGGCAAGUUUUCCGAUUUACCAGAGCCAAUCUGGUGGGUCCCAAAGUCCAAAAUGCACUAUUACCCCUUGAUAGGAUUUGUUGGGGGCGCCGUAUUCCUGUUCUGGGUUGUCGUCUUUAUGUUGCUAAAAUUUUUUGGCUGUGUUGGCGCCGUGUUAUCGUGCAUAUCUUCAAUAUUUUGUUGUUGCGCAAAAUCGAACAAUACCCGCCGUCCGACGUCUGGAGCCAAUUGCUGUUUAUUCCGCUCGUGUUCACAAGCGCCUCCUGUUUAA
This is a messenger RNA of Mitosporidium daphniae, 2124 nucleotides long. RefSeq lists its product as uncharacterized. Gene Ontology annotation, biological process: lipid metabolic process. Bases 1 to 2124 code for a protein of 707 amino acids. NCBI's taxonomy places the organism in Eukaryota, Fungi, Microsporidia. The transcript has a single exon. Gene Ontology annotation, molecular function: glycerophosphodiester phosphodiesterase activity. Gene Ontology annotation, cellular component: membrane. The record is from RefSeq and is a predicted model, not a curated record.